CAGUCGUUCAUUUUUCCACGUUUUCCUAAGAGUGAGAAGGAAAGCUUGUUUAUUCAUGACGUUCUGAUGCAAAAUUUCAUCUUCAUGGACUUGUCCACUGAAGAGUGCGACCAAUUUGUCGACGCGAUGCAGAAAGAAGUUGUUGGACCGGGAACUCCCAUAAUCACGCAGGGUGCUAUUGGUGACUAUUUCUACAUCAUUGAAAGUGGAAUGGUCUUGUACAUGGACGAAACGAAAGAUUCGGGCAAACAAGUCGUCGGAAAGGCAUAUAGCGGCAGUUCUUUUGGGGAAUUGGCAUUAUUAUACGACUGUCCUCGAGCUGUAUCAUGUGUGGCAGGCCCCGACACUCAAGUUGUUCUCUGGAAAGUAGACCAGAAUACCUUUCGCCAUUUAGUAGCUCGCCAAACACACGAUCAUGAGCAGGAGAUGAAGGAUCUCGUCCGGAAAAUUGACAUUUUCAAAAAUCUUGAAGACCAUGCCAUCACGAAGUUUACCAAUGCUAUGACUCCUGUCCACUGGGAAGAAGGGGCAAGAAUUGUUCAAAAAGGGGACGAAGGAAAUGUUUUUUACAUCAUAGAGUCCGGAAACGUGAAAAUCCAUGACAUAGGAUUGGGUGAUAGCCAAUUCGAAGAUCAAAUCGUGGGACCAGGUGGCUGGUUUGGAGAAAGGGCCCUACUUACUGGCGAACACCGGGCUGCGAAUGUGACGGCAAUGAGCAAGGUGACCACCCUCGCAAUGGACCGAGAGACAUUUGAGGCGACUGUCGGUCCCCUUAAGAAUUUUCUGGAA
Molecule: messenger RNA, 789 nt
Organism: Phaeodactylum tricornutum CCAP 1055/1
Lineage: Eukaryota; Bacillariophyta; Bacillariophyceae; Surirellales; Neidiaceae
Exons: 1
Source: RefSeq, a predicted model, not a curated record